AACACCACCGGGCACUGACGGUCUGACGCGAAAAUUUAUAUUUAUAUAUUAAAAAUAUUCCCGGCAAAAUUGAAAUUCGAACGCAAAUUCGAACGCUAGGUUCUUUAUAGUGCACAUUUUAUGCUUGGAGGUUUUUUAUGAUAUACGUGUUUUUUUAAUUUGAUUAUUUAAAAUUUACUAAUUGAUGUGUUUUAUUUAGUUUUGUUAAGUGAAAGUGUUUUUAGAUCUAAAAGUGAAAGGCGCUUCGAGUGAGUACAGUCCUCAAAGCCAGUUCUUGCUUUUAAUCGGAAACCAUUUUAUUCCGACCGGCCAGUUACAAUUCACGCUAUGUCCGAACACCAUAAAGAACCUUCAGUAUGUCGACGGUGAACCACGAUGAUACAUGGAUAUAUUUUCUAAACUAUGGAAAUGAUAGAACUAGCAAUAGAAACUUCCAUACAGAUAAAGUGUUAAAGAAAAGAAAAAAUGUUUUUAAUAUCACAAAAUGGCGGCCUAAAACAAGAUGGCGGGUGACUGGAAGGAUGUUAAUAUCGUUUAUGAUUUUGAACGUGAUUGGGGUGACUCAUGGAGAAAGUCUUACGAGUCGCGUUCUGGCUACCUUCCUUGGCUACCCCAGCUCGUGCAACAUCGGCACGGAAGUGCGACCUUGCACCUUGUCACUCACUUGCUGGCUUCGAGGUGGAAUCAGGGCGAAGGGAUGUGGUAGCGGCUGGCUGUUCUCUUGCUGUGUAGCAGCGGAAUCUUUGAGGAAUGACUUUGAUAAUACGAUACCAUCCGCAGAUUGGAGGUAUGAAUAUAAAGUUGUCCCGCCAAAGUUGCGUCAGGUACCACAACGGAAUGUGGUACCCACCAAUGUUUUCCGUCGAAGAGUUGAUGAUGAUACCAGUCAGGUGGACUGCGGCCUUCCAUCGACAAGAAUAUUACAGAAAAGAAUUAUAGGGGGCAGAGAAGCGAGGUUUGCGGAGUUUCCCUGGCAAGCUCAUGUCAGGAUAUCGGAGUUCCAGUGCGGUGGCGUAUUGAUAUCCCGAUGGUUUGUCGCGACAGCUGCUCAUUGUGUCUCUCGUGCUCGUCCUUUUGAUAUCGCAGUGUGGCUCGGAGCUCUGGACACGACCGCUGGCGCUCACACUGCUAAAAAACUUGGGGUUGCUCAGAAGAUUUUGCACCCACUAUUCCAAUUCCGCAUGACUCAACCAGAUAGAUAUGACAUUGCCCUCCUCAAGCUAUCACGACCCAUCACCUAUACGAGCCAUAUCUUGCCAAUAUGUUUGCCAGACAUGGAUCUAGAUUUACGAGGGAAGUCAGGAGUUAUAGCUGGAUGGGGGAAAACUGAUGCUAGUAAUGGUCAUACUGGCACAAACUUAUUGAGAUCUGCAACCGUUCCUAUUUUGAGUACUGAACAAUGUAUAAAUUGGCACCAAAGCAAGCAAAUCUUAGUCGAAAUCCACUCUGAGAUGAUUUGCGCUGGACAUUCCGAUGGACACCAGGAUGCUUGUUUGGGUGACUCUGGAGGUCCUCUCAUAGUCAUGGACAGCGGGAGGUAUUACUUAGUGGGGAUCACUUCAGCUGGUUUCGGCUGCGGUGUUGACCACCAGCCUGGUAUAUACCAUAAUGUGAAGAUUACCGCAAGUUGGAUUAAGGAAGUCAUCAGUCCAACUACAAAUUUUAUAGACUUUUGAUAUUUCGAACAAGUAACAU
Molecule: messenger RNA, 1695 nt
Organism: Vanessa tameamea
Lineage: Eukaryota; Metazoa; Arthropoda; Insecta; Lepidoptera; Nymphalidae
Product: serine proteinase stubble
Exons: 9
Coding region: 357-1676 (439 amino acids)
Biological process (GO): proteolysis
Molecular function (GO): serine-type endopeptidase activity
Source: RefSeq, a predicted model, not a curated record